AUGUUUCCACCAGGCCACCAGAAUCAAGACCCUGACGCUCCUAUUAGGGCUACAGACAAUGAUGCUGCGGUAGCGAGACUCUCGGCUGUCCAGAAGCAUUACCUCCAUGAUCCCUUCGUCCGUUAUCUGGUCCCCCGUGCCCACCUCCAACCACCGCGUCCGCCACUAAUUAACAUUGGGACGUACGUGCGGACGGCGGCUAUCGACUUGCUCGUGGACGAAUUUAUUGACCUGGCGAAGCAAUCAGGACAGAAAUGUCAGAUUACAGGCCCACGCAAAGAUGAUUUCUCAACCUACAUAGAGGUUGAUUUCCCAGAGAUUGUGACCAGGAAGGCUAUGGCCAUCCGGAAGAGUAAGGAGCUCAACGGUGGUCUUGGGGACCCUGCUCAAGUCAAAGUCGUGGGCGGUGGCACGGGGCUUCAUUCAGCCCAGUACCAUCUCCUCUCCGCCGAUCUGAGGCGACCCCCUACUGAAACUCUCGAGCCACUGUUCACCUCGACCGAACAUGGAGUCGAUGGCCAGCCUCUACUGUCUCCUUCGCUCCCGACCUUCCUUCUCUUUGAAUGUGUCCUGGCGUACAUGGAGCCGGGUGCAUCAUCAACCCUCCUUGAAUGGUUCGCGGCGUACGUUUCCAAGGGUGGAGGCAUUCUCGGGUGCUUGAUUUAUGAAAUGUUUAAACUGAAUGAUGCAUUCGGUCGAGUUAUGCUGGCCAAUCUGCAGGCCAGAAACGUAACUCUACCAGGUGCUGAACCAUUCACGACAUUGGAAAGCCUAUCGAAGAGGUUCACGGAUACCGGUUUCACCGCAGCGCGAGCACUGACGUUGCGGGAAAUCCGUAGGGCAUAUAUCGACGAAACCGAAUUGGAACGGAUUGCAAAAUUGGAGUUCCUGGAUGAAACCGAAGAACUCGAUUUGGUGUUGGACCACUAUGCUAUUUCCUGGGGGCUCUUGAUAUCUUCAGAAGACAAGUCGACAUGGGGCAGUUGGGGAUUGAAACAAAAGCGAGCGUGA
Coprinopsis cinerea okayama7#130 is the source of this 1011-nucleotide messenger RNA. Its product is annotated as leucine carboxyl methyltransferase. Gene Ontology annotation, molecular function: protein C-terminal leucine carboxyl O-methyltransferase activity. NCBI's taxonomy places the organism in Eukaryota, Fungi, Basidiomycota, Agaricomycetes, Agaricales, Psathyrellaceae. The record is from RefSeq and is a predicted model, not a curated record. The transcript has 5 exons. Bases 1 to 1011 code for a protein of 336 amino acids. Gene Ontology annotation, biological process: C-terminal protein methylation.